Messenger RNA from Anneissia japonica, 970 nucleotides. Its product is annotated as nucleic acid dioxygenase ALKBH1-like. NCBI's taxonomy places the organism in Eukaryota, Metazoa, Echinodermata, Crinoidea, Comatulida, Comatulidae. Gene Ontology annotation, cellular component: nucleus; cytoplasm. Gene Ontology annotation, biological process: oxidative RNA demethylation. The record is from RefSeq and is a predicted model, not a curated record. Gene Ontology annotation, molecular function: broad specificity oxidative DNA demethylase activity; ferrous iron binding; oxidative RNA demethylase activity.
AGCUUUGGGCAGACGGCAGUGUUCUUACUUGGCGGACCUACAAAGAGUACUAAACCGGUCGCAAUGUUUGUUAACAGUGGAGAUGUAGUUGUAAUGACUGGACCAGCACGCCUAGCAUAUCAUGCGAUCCCUCGAAUCAUGCCAGCCUGUGAGGCAGUAAUAGAGGAAUCCUUCGCUCUACAAGAGCAAUCUGAGCAUGCUCAUACAUCCAUAUGUCACCCACAUUUGCAAUCGCUUGAUGAUGAUGAAAUGUGUGAUCCCAAUCCACCAAAGAAAAUAUUUAAAUCUGACACAGAACCAUGUGUCUCUGACUCUAAACCAGCUGUCUUAAAACGUACUAGUGCAGUCGAACCAGAAGUGGAAGAAAACAGAACAGAAGAGGUAGCUCAACAAAAUAAAUACUUAACUACAGUAGAAAAAUCAAGCUCAAAUGUUGACUGUCUUGUUGACUCUUGUAAAAGCAAUGAAAAUCUUACAUUUGACAUUCAAGGAGAGAUGGAUAAAUUGAGUACAGAACUUUCCUGGCAACCAUAUGCAGACUAUUUGAAAAUUAGCCGUAUUAAUAUGAAUGUGCGGCAGGUUUUGCCAAAGGGAAAAAUUUUUACAAACAUGUAAUGACAUGCUCAAUCCAGGUAGAAUUAGCAGGGCUGUAGUCAACAUGACCCUUGUCUGCAAUUUCCAUAGAUUUCUAUAUUUUAAUUUUAGAGCUGAGCAUUUGGCCAGUGUUUAUUGUUCAUGCCUCUUGUGCUGUAGAUCCCAGUUAAAUCCGGCUAACAUAAAAUGAAAUCUAAAUAAACUCAGGGACAGCCAGUUAUUCAUCUCAUGAAUUUAAUGGUUUUAAGACCUACUGCAAUUUCAAGAAAACGGCUGUGAGAAGCCAUGUCAAAACAUCUAAAAUCCAAAACAUCUCAUGGCCCUCAAGUGCACCCAAACCCCUGUUCCUCAAUGCCAAGGUCCUGCAUUACCCACA